Messenger RNA from Anopheles darlingi, 1170 nucleotides. RefSeq lists its product as uncharacterized. The coding region runs from base 126 to 1016 and encodes 296 amino acids. NCBI's taxonomy places the organism in Eukaryota, Metazoa, Arthropoda, Insecta, Diptera, Culicidae. The record is from RefSeq and is a predicted model, not a curated record. The transcript is spliced from 5 exons.
ACCGCGACUCCGACCGCGCGCGCGAGUGUACCAGUGCUGUUGGGUGUGCGAAUCCGAUUCGAAAAGUGGAAAAAAAAACCGGAAGUACCGGAUAACGCGGGCCAAAAAACGUUGCACCGCAUAAUAUGCUGAAGAUGGUGAAUAGUAAUAGUGGCCGGUUGAUGGUGGUGUUACUUCUGGUGGUGCUGGCAACGGUUGUGGAUCACUGCCACGGUGCAUGCGAUGAACCGUGUCGGCCACCACCGAAACAUUACACCGAGCUUGGCUGCCAGCCGGUACUGGAGGAAGGUCAGUGUUGCCCCAAAAGAUACCAGUGUCCGGAACUGACGGAUCGGGAUGGUAAUAAAUGCUAUUUCAAUGGCAACAUUUACGAUGCGGGCGCACGGCUAUCGAAGGAAGACCAGGAGCUUAACUCAUGCUCACCGGCAUGCUUCUGCUCGAAUGACACCCUACCGUCUUCGUUCAAGUGUGCCCAUAUCGAUUGUCCGGAGUUCCUGGCGCCGCUGAAGGAGAACUGUGUGAACCAGUAUACGGCGCGGGGCUGCUGUGCGGAGCGCACUGUCUGCGGGGAAGAUGUGAAGCGCCUCGAACGUUGCUAUCUGGAGGGCGAGAUGUAUUACGAGGGGCAGCGGAUGUAUCCGAAGAACGAAACGUGCCGCAGUUGCUUCUGCCGGGCGGGCUUCGACAAUAGUACGACGAUCGCGGACAAUCCGAACUGCCAGGAGGCGAACUGUGGGAUCGAGCUGCACGGUGGCGAUCGGCUGGCGAUGGGCUGUAUACCGAUCUACUUCGGUAACGAUCGCUGCUGUCCGAUCUCGUGGAAGUGCCCAACGGAUAAUGAUACGGUGCUGGUGGACGGACGUACGGAACUGGCCGAUCCCGAGCCGGGCAUGCAGUGCAAGUUCGGCAAAUUGACGCUGAACAAGGGCGAUGGUGUAUCGAGCAAUGAUAAGUGCGUCGAAUGCAAGUGCACCGUUCCGCCGCUGGCCCACUGCAUACAGCGAGAGGACUGCUGAGUUCUAGUGACUGGCGAGUGCUCGAGGUGACUUAAGAUAGUUUUUUGGAUCUUUUUUUAAGACGCGCGUAGAUACUCCUCUACGGUAGCGAUCACCAGUGAUUUGUUGUAGUUUAGAACGUUUCGAAAUAAAUGGGUUGAGACGCCAUCAUCGA